AUCUACACUGAUCAUCAGAGCACUGAUGAUCAGUGUGCCCUGAUGAUCAGUGUAGCCCCAGCAGUGCCACCUGUCAGUGUCCAUCAGUGCCAGCUGUCAGUGCUCAUCAGUGCCACGUGCAAGUGCCCAUCAGUGCCACAUCAAUGCCACAUAUCAGUGCCUACCAGUGCAUAUCAAUGCCACAUAUCAGUGCCCAUCUGAGCUGCCUUUCAGUGUCACCCAUCAGUGCCAGUCAGUGCCACCCAUCAGUGCUGCCAAUCAGUGCCACCUAUCAGUGCCAGUCAGUGUUGCCUAUCAGUGCGCAUCAGUGCCGCCUAACAGUGCCAGUCAUCAGUGCCACCUAACAGUGCCAUAUAUCAGUGCUGCCUUUCAGUGCCCAUCAAUGAUGCCU
Molecule: messenger RNA, 391 nt
Organism: Staurois parvus
Lineage: Eukaryota; Metazoa; Chordata; Amphibia; Anura; Ranidae
Source: the annotation of a GenBank genome assembly